AUGAAGUUCGCCACCUCCCUCGCUGCCCUUCUCGUUCUUGCCCCGGCUCUUGCCUCGGCUACCCCUCUCGUAUGUACCGUCACCGUCGAUGCCCUCCUUCAAUCGGUCAUCGCCACCGGGUUUGCGAACAACGGCCAGAACCCGCCCGUCGCCGGCCAGGCCGCCUCUACCACCUCGACGAACAACUACAUCAACUUCUGCGCGACGGUGGCCAACCUGCCAAUCACGAACGGCCUCCAGGUCAAGACCGGCUCCUGCAACCCCGCGCCGAUGGGUGUGAUCGCGGCGACGACCAACAUGCCGUCCUGCAAGUUCACCUUCCCCAAGAACGGCGACACCGUCCAGCCCAACGUCAACUUCACGCUGACCAUGGCCAUCUCCCACCUCAACACCGGCACCUUCACCAACCCGGACUCGACCUACUUCGCCGCGCCCCAGACCGUCGACUCCGCCGGGGACAUCACCGGCCACUCGCACGUCGUCAUCGAGCAGCUCACCUCCCUCGACCAGACCACGCCCACGGACCCGAACCAGUUCAAGUUCUUCAAGGGCCUGAACAGCAAGGCCGAGAACGGCGUCCUCAGCGCCGUCGUCGCCGGCGGUCUCCAGCCCGGCUUCUACCGCAUGGCCUCGAUCAACUCGGCCGCGAACCACCAGCCGGCGCUCGUCGCCAUCGCCCAGCACGGUUCGCUCGACGACAUGGUCUACACCACGACCGGCGCGAAGACCGGCAAGGGUGGCUUCAGGGGCGGCGCCAAGGGCGGCUUCCGCAACCGCGCCCUCUUCAACUAA
Molecule: messenger RNA, 792 nt
Organism: Epithele typhae
Lineage: Eukaryota; Fungi; Basidiomycota; Agaricomycetes; Polyporales; Epitheliaceae
Exons: 3
Coding region: 1-792 (263 amino acids)
Source: RefSeq, a predicted model, not a curated record